CCUGAGAUGGUAUAGCCUGGGAUGGGACAGCCUUAGUACAGCCUGGGAUGGUACAGCCUGAGAUGAUACUGCUUGGAAUGGUAUAGCCUGGGAUGGGACAGCCUUAGUACAGCCUGAGAUGGUAUAGCCUGGGAUGGGACAGCCUUAGUACAGCCUGGGAUGGUACAGCCUGAGAUGAUACUGCUUGGAAUGGUAUAGCCUGGGAUGGGACAGCCUUAGUACAGCCUGAGAUGGUACAGCCUGAGAUGGUACUGUAGCCGUGGUAGAAAGUUGAUUUGCGAUGUUCUGCAUUUAUCCGAGUGCCAUCAGGUAGCCUGAUUUCAGAUGUGUCCAUUUAAACAGGAUUAUUAAGGAAAUUGUUUUUAUUUAUUUUUUAUUUAACAUGUAUUUAAGGUAAUUGCAACGCAUGUAAACGUUUUAACCAAACUAUUAUAUUAAUCUGACUAGCCACAAUAUUCGCAUUGUGUGCAUGUAACCGUACUCAGUGUUUCAAUCGGUUUGAAUCAGAUUUGAAUGGUGGAGGAUUAUUGAUAAAGUAAUUAACUAACUGUUCUUCCUCUCCAGUAGAGGGCAACAUUGUUGCGGUUUUUCAAUACAUUUUGUUGACGUGGAUGUUCUUCCGUAAAAUGACGGACAGUGGGUCAGGAGCUGGUAUUCUUCUUUGAUUGGUAGAAAUACAUUAAAUGUAUAUUAUAUAACACAAUCAGAGUUGAGUGCGAACCCCAAAGGCGGGAUUUACCAGUGUACAAGCCAAUCAGUGCCAAGUUAUUAACAUAUGUAGAGUGUUCCGGACGGGCGCACAUGUCAGUAGAGAUAUGAUACUACAUGGCAAGAACAAUAUUUGAAGCAGGGACUUGAAUUGGAAGUAAAACCCAUCGCAAUUAUUGGGGACUGAUCUACAAGUAUAGAUAUUUAACCCGGGACGCCAUGCUCCUCCAUACUGUAGAGAACACAAGAACAUGGAAGAAGCAUCAAAAGAAUAAUAAAAUCAGCAAUCUGAGGAAAGGGACAGAGGAAAACAUUGAAAUGCUGGACAUAUUACCCGAGAGGCACACCUGUCUAGAAGUUGGUAGCACCCUAAAACCCACAGACUCAUGGACUAAUUUGGUUAAAUGUGGAGAAACCCCUAUUGUACAGGGUUCGCUGAUAGCUGCUUCUGGGGACAACGGGGUAGCCAACCUGCAGACUUCAGUAAGCAAAACGCUGGUUGCGGCUGCUUUGAGUGAACGAUGGGAAGUGGACAGUGGGUUCUUGUCUGAGGCCAGCCCACCAGCUAGUGGACACCGUUCUUCCUGCCACAACACGUGCCCGACCAAUGUGGUGGCUAUAGACUGUGAGAUGGUUGGCACUGGGCUAGGUGGGCGCACAAGUGAAUUGGCACGCUGUAGUUUGGUGGAUUACCAUGGCAACGUCCUGUACGAUAAGUACAUCCGUCCGUGCCAGCCUGUGACCGACUACAGGACCCGUUGGAGUGGCAUCCAGAGGCACCAUUUACAGAACGCUCUGCCCUUCCCAGAGGCUAGGACCGAGAUACUACGAAUACUGGAGGGGAAAGUAGUGAUCGGCCACGCUCUGUAUAAUGACUUCCAGGCCUUAGACUUGACACACCCAGGUCACAUGAUCAGGGACACCAGUGGCACGCGUCUGCUCAGACAACUGGCUGGCUUCCCCACAAAGCGCUGCGUCUCACUCAAGAUCCUGACAAACAGCCUCCUAAACAGGAAAAUACAGGUUGGAAGAAAGGGCCACAGUUCAGUGGAGGAUGCUCUGGCUUCUUUGGACCUGUAUAAACUAGUGGAGAGGGAGUGGGAACAGGACAUGCGAGAGAGAAUGAGGGACUGGGACGUAGGCACUCUCCCAGACCCCGCUAUCUCAAACCACUACAUGCAGGACCAAUACUGGCCAGAGGACUUGACUGAGGACAGUCGGUGAGAAGGCUGUAGGACAGUCGGUGAGAAGGCUGUAGGACAGUCGGUGAGAAGGCUGUAGGACAGUCGGUGAGAAGGCUGUAGGACAGUCGGUGAGAAGGCUGUAGGACAGUCGGUGAGAAGGCUGUAGGACAGUCGGUGAGAAGGCUGUAGGACAGUCGGUGAGAAGGCUGUAGGACAGUCGGUGAGAAGGCUGUAGGACAGUCGGUGAGAAGGCUGUAGGACAGUCGGUGAGAAGGCUGUAGGACAGUCGGUGAGAAGGCUGUAGGACAGUCGGUGAGAAGGCUGUAGGACAGUCGGUGAGAAGGCUGUGGGACAGUCGGUGAGAAGGCUGUGGGACAGUCGGUGAGAAGGCUGUGGGACAGUCGGUGAGAAGGCUGUGGGACAGUCGGUGAGAAGGCUGUGGGACAGUCUGUGAGAAGGCUGUGGGACAGUCUGUGAGAAGGCUGUGGGACAGUCUGUGAGAAGGCUGUGGGACAGUCGGUGGGGAUAUUACCCCUGGCCUAGUACUAAGUCAAAAGAUUAAAGUUGCCAAGCCUGGCAGUAUGGUUUAGUCAGUAAGUGUUUUUCUGACUAUGGUUAUUAACUCAAUCAUCCAAGCUGGGAGGGGUUGUCUCUUCAUCCAUUUGGUGUAGCCUGCAGCAUUCAGCCCGGCAGCCGCUGGGGACGAGGUGUGUGUACGUACCCUUUAGCAGACGCUUUUAUCCAAAGCGACUUAGUCAAGUGCGUACAUUUUUGUGUAUGAGUGGCCCUGGGAAUCAAACCCACAAUCCUGGCAUUACAAGCACCAUGCUGUACCAAACCAUACAGAAUCAGUGGGUCAUUGCAACAAAGGUCUGGGGUAGAGUCAAGUGGUUCAAUGUCAAGAAUGGGUACGGUUUCAUUGAUUUUCAAAAUGAGUGGCCUAACAAUGCUCUACCUACAUAGCCCCAGUCACACUUGCAGCUGAAUGAAUUUUGCCGUGUGAAUUCAAAUGGACGCGCACACGUCGACUUUUAUGCCCACAAAGGCACAACAACUCCUCUCAGUUUGAAUGUGGGCAACGGACAUGCAGGUGGUUGCACACCUUUUUGCUAAAAUGGAUGUUAUUGAUGGUUUUUGCACUUGAAACUGAAAUAUGUUGGUAAAAUGUAAGCUAUGCAUCUUAUCCUUUCACGAGGUUGUCUAUGGUAAAUACAUAUAUUAGGAAAUUGGCUUUAUGAGGAAAAUUGUUCAUCUCUAUCAAUGAUUUGAACUGGGAAAGUGGGAGGAAUUAAGAAGCAGGCUUGAUGAUAAUUGGGAAUUCAGCCUGUGUGUUGAGUUUGACGUAACUUGCAGAUACUAUCUUCCAAGACGGCGUAGCAGUGUAGACGUCUUUGUCCUGUCGUGUCCCGUGUCCCUUGUAUAUAUCUUUUUACAUCUUUUUCUUCGCAUAUCUUUUAAAAAUACUUUCUUAAACCUCAACUUCUAAAUACUCUCCUGCAACCCGCCUCACCCAAUGUGGCGUGGAUCUGCUUUUUUUCUAAAGUAUUUCUAUUUACUUCUGAUCUGGAAUCCAUCUACUGAAGAUAGCCAGCUAACUGCCUACCAGCUAUCAGUUAGCAAACCAUUGCUAGCGGUCAUCAGCUAACCUUUAGCUCGGAAAGCUCUCGCUAGUUCGAACAACGUGACUAAAACCAGAGCAUAACGGACCUAUUUCUCUCCAUAUCCCCGGAUUCCUACCGCAAACUCUGAACAUUUUCAUCUGGAUCUUCGCAACUAGCUAACCACAAUCCCGGGUGACCACUCCUGGCUAGCGUUUCCAUCCCGGAGCAGGCACCGGAGCAGGCAUCAAUUAGCCUGAAGCUAAUUGGCUAGGGCUCCUGUGCUACCACUGAAGCCCACUCCUGGGCUACAAGACCCGGACCCAUUUACUGCCGGUACGGAGCACGGAACCCCGCCUAUCCUCUACGACUGGAAUACCGACAUAAUCUGCCCGGGGACUCCAACAGGCCCCUCAGGCGUGACGCCCGCUGAAGGCCCAUUCUGCUAACCUACUAGGCCUGUUAGCUACCUAGAGCUACCUGGAACCCUACUAAUUCCACGACUGGUCUAUCGACGUCACCGCACGAAGAGGCAAAAACAGACUUCCCCCCCCAUCGCGACGUCCCCCAAAGGCUAACUUGCCUGCCCCGGUCUGCUAACUGCUAGCUUAUCUUGCAGCUAGCGCAGCCAGGAAGCUAGCACCAGUUAGCAAACACAAUUCUACAAUUCACAACCUCUCUUUCGCCAUCGCUAUCCGGCUUGGAUUCUCUGUCGACACGACCACGUCUGGUUUGCAGACGUGCCCUCAACCGGUGCCCUCAACCGGCCUCCGUCUGAGCAGACCCCCUCCGUCUGAGCAGACCACCCCCCCGGGCUACUAACUUUAAACGCGUGCUAGCUUAGUGGAGGCCUCACUACUCCAUCUACGGCUGCCCCCUGGACACUAUGAUCACUUGGCUACAUAGCUGAUGCCUGCUUGACUGUCCAUUAAUUCACGGUACUCCAUUCUGUUUAUUUGUGUUUUAUCUGUCGGCUCUGUGCCUUAACUCAGGAUCUGUGUGUAGUUAAUCCGACCCUCUCUGCCCAGUCGUCGCCAUUUUUACCUUCUGUUGCUGUGUUAGCUGACUAGCUGCUGUUAUUUCACCUGCUGUUUUAGCUAGCUCUCCCAAUCAUGACCUGCAAUCACUUUAUGCCUUAUUGUAUGUCUCUCUCUAAUAUCAAUAUGCCUUACAUACUGUUGUUCAGGCUAGUUAUCAUUGUUUUGGUUUGCAAUGGACCCCGUAGUUCCACUCUCCGUACCUCUGAUACCUCCUUUGUCCCACCCCCCCACACAUGCGGUGACCUCACCCAUUGAGACCAGCAUGUCCAGAGAUACAACCUCUCUUAUCAUCACCCAGUGCCUGGGCUUGCCUCCGCUGUACCCGUGCCCCACCAUACCCUGGUCUGCACAUUAUGCCCAGAAUCUAUUCUACCACGCCCAUAAAUCUGCUCCUUUUAUUCCUUGUCCCCAACGCUCUAGGCGACCAGUUUUGAUAGCCUUUAGCCGCACCCUCAUCCUACUACUCCUCUGUUCCUCGGGUGAUGUGGAGGUAAACCCAGGCCCUGCAUGUCCCCAGUCACCCUCAUUUGUUGACUUCUGUGAUCGAAAAAGCCUUGGCCUCAUGCAUGUCAACAUCAGAAGCCUCCUCCCCAAGUUUGCCUUACUCACCGCUUUAGCACACUCUGCCAACCCUGA
Molecule: messenger RNA, 5166 nt
Organism: Salvelinus fontinalis (brook trout)
Lineage: Eukaryota; Metazoa; Chordata; Actinopteri; Salmoniformes; Salmonidae
Product: apoptosis-enhancing nuclease-like
Exons: 4
Coding region: 928-1932 (334 amino acids)
Cellular component (GO): nucleus
Molecular function (GO): 3'-5'-RNA exonuclease activity; nucleic acid binding
Source: RefSeq, a predicted model, not a curated record